CCGGUUGAGGAUAAUUUAGAAAAAGUUCAAAUUUCUGGUGAGAUAGAAUCAAAUUCUGAACAAGCCAUCCCACAGCACCUUCGGAAACUUCGUGGUGGUUUUGGUAGAGCUGAUUGUUCUAAUACAGCUGUUAUUUGUGGGUUUGGUUGUUGUUUAAUUAUUAUUAUAUUAGUCAUUAUUUUACCAUUAUAUUUUACUGGAAAACUUGGUGCUGCAUACGAAAAAUAUAGUCCAGGAUGA
Molecule: messenger RNA, 240 nt
Organism: Cetraspora pellucida
Lineage: Eukaryota; Fungi; Glomeromycota; Glomeromycetes; Diversisporales; Gigasporaceae
Source: the annotation of a GenBank genome assembly